AUGAUGGAUUUUGUUCGCGGUGAGAAAUUAGGGCAGGGCAGCUUCGCCACCGUGAGUUUGGCGUUUUCCAGGGGCGGCAACCCUUCUCUGCCGCCGCUCGUGGCGGUCAAGUCUUGCGGAGCUUCUCUCUCCUCUUCACUCGCCAACGAAAAAUCAAUUCUACAGAAGCUCCGCGGCUGCCCGGAGAUAAUACGCUGUUUUGGGGACUGCGUUUCUUUCGAGAGAGGCGAGCGCCUCUACAAUGUCCUGCUCGAGUACGCCCCCGGCGGCUCCCUCGCCAACCGGGUCAAACAAUCCGGCGACCUUGGGCUGCCGGAAUUCGAGGUCCGGAGGCACACUAAGGCACUUCUCCGUGGGCUGACCCAUAUCCACAGCUCCGGCUAUGUCCACUGUGACAUCAAGCUCCAAAAUGUGCUCAUCGGCGCCGACGGCGCCGCCCGGAUCGCCGACUUCGGCCUGGCGAAGCGCUCCGGCGGCGGCUCCGUAGGGUCCCAGCUGCGGGGGACGCCGAUGUACAUGUCGCCGGAGAUGGUGGCCGGCGGGGAGCAGGAGCCGCCAGCGGACGUCUGGGCGCUGGGUUGCGCGGUGGCGGAGAUGGCCGGCGGAGGCACGGCGUGGGAGGGGUUCUCCGAUGCGGCGGCGCUGAUGAUGAGGAUUGGGAUGGGGGAUCAGGUGCCGAGGGUGCCUGGGUGUCUCUCCGGCGAGGGGAGGGAUUUUUUGGCGAAGUGCUUUGUGAAGGACCCCAGGCGGAGGUGGACGGCCGAGAUGCUUCUGAACCACCCGUUCGUGGCCGGAGAAUAUGACCGGAACAAGGGCGCGGCGGCGGAGUCGGAGUCUCCAAGGUGCGUAUUCGAAUUCGAUCACCCAGAUUGGGUUUCGGAUUCGGAUUCGGAUUCGACCGGGGAAGAAGGGCAAUUUGGGGAAGAUGAAUUGUGGUUUUCAGAUGAGCCGUCAAGUAAGGUGGCGGCGCGGCUGGGGGAACUUGUUUGCGAAAGGGGAUACGAUUGGUCGGCCUCCGAUGGCUGGGUCACCGUCCGGUGA
Striga hermonthica is the source of this 1041-nucleotide messenger RNA. NCBI's taxonomy places the organism in Eukaryota, Viridiplantae, Streptophyta, Magnoliopsida, Lamiales, Orobanchaceae. The record is from the annotation of a GenBank genome assembly.